Molecule: messenger RNA, 5412 nt
Organism: Tympanuchus pallidicinctus (lesser prairie-chicken)
Lineage: Eukaryota; Metazoa; Chordata; Aves; Galliformes; Phasianidae
Gene: SHLD2
Product: shieldin complex subunit 2
Exons: 8
Coding region: 2487-5183 (898 amino acids)
Biological process (GO): regulation of double-strand break repair via homologous recombination
Cellular component (GO): nucleus; site of double-strand break
Source: RefSeq, a predicted model, not a curated record
AUUCAGCCCUUGUAAAAGUUACUUGAAAAGAAGGAACUGUUCCUCACAAAGCCCGUUGAUAUUAUUUUGCUAAUCUCUGCUAAAUGCUUCAGAAAUAGCACAGAUGGUGUCAGAACUUAAGUUCUUUUGUGUUAUAGCACAUGUAGAAGAGAUCUUUGUAAUUUGUUUCAACAUCUCAUGUAUCUCUUCCUUCUUACUAGACCUAACAUUACAUUAUAGGGUACUUGCUUUAAAAGGAUACCCAUCUGUAGUGACUGUACUGACAUAACUUAAAUAAAAAAAAAAAAAGCUGGUAGUAGACAAAGUUUGAAAUGGAGGAAAGAAUUUAGUCUUUCCAGUCAGAUUACAGUUCUGAAGUUCGCAUAAAAUAGGAGUAACAAGUUCUGUUGGUUGUGGUGGAUCUUUUCUUGAAAUUAUUUUGUGUUGUGCACUGGAGGUCUUUUUUUCCUACCUAUCUCUUAACUUGUUUAAGGAUUCAGCCUCACUGUCAUAAAUUCGUAGAAUAGCUGGGGUUGGAAAAGAUUUUCAAGAUCAUGAAGUCCAACUGCACCCUAGCCAUACUAUGUUGACUCUCCACUGCUAUUGUCCCUGAAUAAUUCAUCUGCCUUUCUUUCCUUUCUUACUGAUCCAUUAUUAUUUUCUAUGUUGAACUGGUGAUUCUUCUUGCUUAUUAGUGUUUUAUCAUUCCAUAGUUAUGUAAUAUACAGCUUCCACACAUACGAUAAUUGUCCUUCAAAAGUUGCAUUCCUUCAAGCAGUAAUUUAAAUGCAUAAAUAUAGAAAUGUGCUCCAGGUUAAGUAUGAUUUAUUUUGCAGGCGAGCUUAAGUGACUGUAGUGUCAUUUGCUGUGUUUUGUAACUUUUCUUUAUGUGCUGUGUUCUGACUGAUCUCGGUGGCUGUAUGCUGUUUCCUCAGUUGCAUCUGUAAGACACCUGGGUUUAGACUGCCGGGAUGUUUGUAGUUUUUCUUGUUGCUAUGAGCAUUUGAAUGUGCAGGUUUAUCGACCCCUAGUGGAUUGUUAAGGAAACGGCAGUUAAGGGCGAACUGAAAAGUGCUACUGUGAGUACUGCUCCGAAAGUAAUGCCUCCCAUUUUUUCUCAGCUCUUGAUGUCAGAAGAGGAUUUUGGUGAUACGGCAGUAGAGGUUGAGCCUUCCCACCAACACUGCAGUAUGUUUUGUUGCUGUGUAACAGAUGGCAGCAGAAGGGCAGUCUGACGGAAUGGCGCCUGACACGGAUGAAACAAAGGUGUGGAAUUGAAUUCUGCCAUGCAGAUACAAUGACACCCACUGGCAUUCAUUGAUGCUUGCUGGACAUUUAUGGAGCCUAAAGAGUGGGUGUGAGCACAGUGAGGUGGUGGAUGCUACAUUUCAGCAGUGAUCAGUCCGUUAUCUCCACUGGUGCAGAUAUUUGUGAGCACGGUGUGCAGCCUGUCAUUGGUUGCUGGUGAAAAUGCACAACGAAUGGUGGUGACUAUGUUGAAAAAUAAUGCUUUAAAGCUGAGAAUGGUGUUAUGAGGCAUUACUUCCAGAGCAACCUGUAUUUUUGAUUGCUGUGUCUGUUUUAAUGCUGUUUCUUCUGUUUGCAGCUGGAUUAGUUCCUGAAUUUCUCAGCUGGUGCUCUGUUUCCUACCUUCACAGAAUUCCUGCUAUGACAGCUCUGAUUAACACUGCUGCUAAAACUUAAACAUGCCGUUAGGUGCCUGCAUUUUAAUGCAUACAAUGCUUUUAGCUGUAUCUGAGUAUUUUAAAACGACUGCUUAGCAGAUAUCUUAAGAGAAAAAAGUAUUUUUUCUUAGUGUGAGCUAAAUUUUUUUUUUUAACAAGCUGGAAAAGCUAGGAACUUGGACAGCAUGAUAAAAAAUAUGAAUUAACUUCUAAAUCAUUUGCUCAAUCUACACUGACUACUUAGUUUUUAUUAAAUAUUUAUAAAGUUAUUGGUAAUAUCCUGAGACCUGGCCUUAAAAUAUUAGUUGACCUAAUGUUGUGGGUUUUCUGCUAAACCAGGCUUGUUAAUUUAUAGCUGUGUAAAAUCAUGCAUUUCUACCAAAUUCCUCUAAAUUAACCAAAAGUAGCUCUAUUUUUAUUAUUUAUAAUUUUAAGUUAUGUUUAUGAUAUCUGAACACAGGUCUGCUCAUGUCAUGAGUGAACUACUAAUAAAAUUUGAUUCCUGAGAUCUUUGUUAGGAUCUAUUCAUUACAUUCUGAUCUUCACUACAAGUCUACAUCUGCCAUGUUUCCAAGUAUAAGGAUGAGAAAUGAGUUAGUAUUCUUUACUUACUUGUAAAGUAAGUAAACAGGAAGUAACUUCCAUUUUUUUAAAUCGUGCAUUUAAAUGUGUAGACUUUAAGUGAUGUUUUCUAUCAGCGGUUAAAUAUUCCUUCAAAAUUUAUAUACCUUAAAAUAAGGAAAAGUUUGCAUAUAAUUUUUGGCAGCAUUUAGUAUUGUAGUUACUGUGUAAAUCACACUGUUUAAAGUUUAAAAAAAAAAAAUGUCAGAAAGACCUCAAAUUCAUAUUUUUGUUGGAGCACCCAGUAUUUCAAGCCUGCUAGAUGUGUCGGAACAAAGUAGUUCAGUACCUGCUGUUGAGAAGUGGAAAGAACUCCACUGUUCCUAUGAUAUACACAAUCUUUUUAAUGAAGAAGACAAAGGUACUGACCAUUUAGUGUUUCAAGCAGGAAACUCUGUAGUCACAGCAGUUCCCACAAAUGAUUACAGCUCUCAGCAGUCUAAACAGAAGAGAUUAAUGGUAGAAAAGGAGUGUUUGAAAUCUUUUGUACCUGUGGUAGUAACUUGUGCUACUUCAUCCCAAAAGACAAGAGGUUUAAUUUAUUCUGAUUUUCAAAUAUCCAAAGAUGGGCACAUAAGUGCACACACAGAUGAGGCUGCAGAUUGCCUCCCUCAGAUACUUGUGAAAUCAGGUAGACAGGAUGAACAAUCACAUGGCAGUUGUUCAGACUUCACUGAAAGAAAAUCCAGUCACUUAAGAAUUAGGGACUCUGACAUUUCUGAUCUGGUUGGUAGUACAAAGCAGAUCAACAUACACCUAAGCUCUGUGGAACAAGGUGUUGAAUCGAAUCACAGAAAUGAUCACCAUGAACAUUUAAGUAGAUAUCUAAAUAUGUUUUUCCCCCAAAAUCAAGAGUCAAAAGCAAAAGGAGAAUUGAGUGACUGUUCAGAUCUUGCAGUGUCGACUGAUACUGAAUUUCGUAGCAUAAUGACUUCAAGUCAGGUAGCUGCUUUUGCACAGGAUCACUUUAAGAGCCAGAAUGAGAUGCGGAAAAGAACCGUAGAACUAUUGAAGAUAGAAGGACAGAGUAAGCAUGAAGAAAGGCAAUGUGAUGACUACCAAUUGGAAUCUGGUGCUGGAAGAUGUCUCUGUUUGGCUGAAAAUGAGUGUAAGCAGGAGUAUACAAGUUCCCCUGAACUUUUCAGUUCUGAUGGUGAUGAGAAAAACAUUGGCUUUGAAGACACAAGAAGAGAAAAAAGCUCUAAUGAAAAUGCAGGGGAGUCUCAUGAAUGUAAAGUUCCUGCUGGGCAAUUCAUAAAUGAAAUCCAUAUUGAACCAUUGAGCUCGGGGAUACUGUGCUCUCAAGUAGAAAGCUCUCGUAAGAACUCUUAUAAAAGAGCCCACAAGUCUGAAGAUCUUUUUCAUAUUUUUAACACAACAUUUAAAAGGCAGCUUAAAUCAAAGAGAGCUAAAUUGAAUUCUUCCCCAUCCGGUCCUGGAAUGGCGGUGGGUCAAGAGUGGAUGGAGUUCAAGCCUCAAGGGAAAUUAGUAUCACCACUUAAGGACUGCUGCUGCAAAAAUCAGAAGUACAAUGUUUUGGUCACCGUAGUACACCCGUGUCUUAUCAAAGAAAUACAGAUGAAGACCAGACCCAAAUCUUCAUGUAAAGUUCCUGUAGCAACAAUUGUAGUUAUUGAUCAGUCAGGAACUAAGAGAAAGGUGGUGCUGUGGCGUGGUGCUGCGUUUUGGUCGCUCACUGUGUUUCCUGGAGAUGUCGUAUUACUUACAGAUAUCAUGAUGUAUGAGAAUCACUGGUAUGGAGAAAUAAUGCUGCAGUCUACAUUUACCAGUCAGUUACUGAAUCUGGGGAACUACUCAGUUCUUAAUCCAGAAGAAUUUUACCCUGUAGUGAAUGGUGACGUUCUCCAUGGCUUAUUGGCAUAUGUAUCAUCAGAAUUUCCUCACUUUGGAGACAUUCCACGAAGGCAGGUUCAGAGACUGGACAGUGUUCAGUAUGUUCAGCUUGACCAGCUUCAGCCAAACACUUUGGUUCACUCCAUCUUAAAAAUUAUCAGCAUUGCCAUAUUAACAGAAUCUGUGUAUAGCUACAGAGGAGGCUACCAGAGAAAAAUCAUUCUAACAGUAGAACAGGACAAAGAUCAACAGUACAAGAUGGUGCUGUGGGGAGCAGGGGCUGCCUGGUGCCCUCAACUUCAGAGGAGAAAAGGUCAUCUGUGGGACUUUAAAUACCUUCUGGUUCAACGCAGUUCUGUCUCAGGUGACUUUGAACUGCACUCAACUCCGUGGUCAUCCUGUGAGUGUUUGUUUGAUGAUGACAAAAGAGCAAUUGCAUUUAAAGAAAGGUUUCAGAAAAGCAAAGCAUCCCUUAUGAAAGUGACAAAUCUCUCAGUGCAUUUGGAGGAAAAAUGCUCAGGAGUGAUUCAAGUGAAAGCCCGUGUCUUACAGCUGAAGUUUACUAUUUCAACUGGUCAGUACAGGCAGCUCAUCUUCCAUGCUGACACUUCACUGGAGUGUGUUCUGGCUUCUCUGCCUAUAAUUACAUACUCGGGUUGUGCUAAAUGUGGCUUGGAACUUCAGGCAGAUGAGAACAUGAUCUACAAGCAGUGUUUUAGAUGUUUACCAUACAACAAAGUAAAAAUAUUCUACAGACCCGCUUUGAUGACAGUGGAAGAUGGAGGAUGUGAGAUUAAUAUACAUGUGGUGUCUGAGCUGAUGGAAAAAAUCUUCCUUAAUAUUCCUGCAGAUUGGCUGACAAGAUCAGUAGUGCCCUCCUCGGAUAUAACCUAUGGCAUGAUAGUCGCAGAUCUGUGUCAUUCACUGCUAGCAGAUAUGGAAGCAUCCUAUUUGUUGGAAAUCAGAAGCCAUUUUGUGCUGGAUGAAAACAGCUAUCCUUUGCAAAAGGAUUUCCACCUGCUAAAUUUUCAUCCUGAUCUUUGAAGCAUUAUCUUUUGCAGUGACUGAAUAAGAGACUGUAAGGCAUGGAUUGCAAACCUAAGGAGAAUGAAUUAGCUCAAGGAAGCAAAUGGUUUAAAUAUAAAUAAUCAGAAAAGAACGGGUAUGGUAUAUGAGCUGAUUGUAUGUAGUAUUGCUGUAAAACUUUGCAAUUGUUGUAAAAUAAAUGAAUAUAUACAUUUUUAAUCUUAAUAAACUCUUGCCGAUAUCUCAA